Molecule: messenger RNA, 1306 nt
Organism: Prorocentrum cordatum
Lineage: Eukaryota; Dinophyceae; Prorocentrales; Prorocentraceae
Source: the annotation of a GenBank genome assembly
CCCGCCGCCCGCGCCCCGCGGCCUGCCGCGCCCCGCGGCUGGCCGCCGCCGCCCGAGGCCGCCGCGGCAUAUGGGGGCGCCGGCCGCGCCCGAGGUCUCUGAGGUGCUCGAGGCUCUGGAGGCCACGCUGCCGGAGGACGCGCCCGCGGGCCACGAGGCGUGGCAGAAGGUCAAGUUUACGGACAAGCGUGCCGGGCCGUAUUCGUACUUCUAUUUUGGGUCGCAGAGGUUCCAGACGACGCUGAAGAGCUGCCUCACCGAGCAGGCCCUGCUGCGCGUGACCCGAGCCUGCUACGUGAAGUUCUCGGAGGGGCAGCCCAAAGAGCGCGUCAUCGAGUUCAGGGACCAGGUCUACGACAGGAUCAAGGGGAUCCCUCCCGAGAAGCGGCGGAGGCUCCUCGAGGCGACUGGCGCCGCCCUGGCCGCGCCACCAGCGGCGGGCGCCGAGGAGAGCAAAACCUACGCGACCGCUGAGGGCGCGCGCAUCGCCGACGCCAUUGCGAGCGUGCGCCGCAGGUCCGCGAACGCGAAGGCCAGCGAGAGGCGCCGGCGGAAGCGGCAGAAGCAGGAGAGGCGCCUCGCGGCGGGCUUCGCGGUGGACGGCGCAGGGGCGGAGCGCGGCGUCGACGACGAGCCAGAGCGAGUGGCGAAGGCGAAGGCGAAGGAUAAGGCGAAGGGCGAGGGCGAGCCAGGCGGGGGCAGCGCCCAGCCUGCGGGGCGCGAGGAUGCGCCCGAGGGCCACGAGGCCUGGAGCAAGGUCCGCUUCGCGCCGUCGACGAACUCGGUGAAGCUGAACCUGGGCACCCUGAAGCUGAACCUGGCCUUCCAGACGACGGUGAUAGCGUGCGGGGGCAGCCGGGACGAGGCCGAGCGCGUCGCCCGCCUCUGCUGGGUCAAGUUCGCGGAGGGCGCCAGCAGGGACGAGGUGGUCGCCUACAGGCAGGCCUUGUACGACGCCCUGGCCCAGGGCGCCCGGGCAGGCGCGGCGCCCGCCCGGGCGGCCGCGGGGGCCGGCGCACACGCGGGCGACGAGGUGGCCGACCUGGAGGCCGCGAAGCGGGACCUGAAGGCGCAGGGCCGACUCGAGGGCUCGCUGCUCGUGGAGGGCCGCUCCGCGGAGAGGAAGAACGCCUCCAUCAACGGGCUCUACGCCCGCCGCGCCGCGGACCAGGACGGCCACGGCGCCUACGAGAAGGUUGGCGCCGACGCCGCGGCGAGGCCAAGGUUCUUGUACUACUGCCGCGAGAAGUCCCGCUGGAAGAUCGACUGCAAUAUUCGGGCAAAAAGAGCGGCUUCGCGUACCUGA